Molecule: messenger RNA, 790 nt
Organism: Nerophis ophidion (straightnose pipefish)
Lineage: Eukaryota; Metazoa; Chordata; Actinopteri; Syngnathiformes; Syngnathidae
Product: snaclec subunit B-like
Exons: 7
Coding region: 103-585 (160 amino acids)
Source: RefSeq, a predicted model, not a curated record
AUUAACAUACGGAUCAUUCCAGGGCUGCGUCAAGCUAGCAAAUAAAAGGAUGGCUCUUAGUUGUCCCAGGUUCAGCAUCCAACAGCCCUGAAAACUUCAAAGAUGGCGUUUUCUCCUCGCAUGUUUUUCCUCCUUUGUGGGAUCAGUGGACUGAUGACCGGAGCUUGGUCUCGUCCUAGCAGAGAAGUUUGCUGUCCCGAGGGAUGGACUCAGUUGGAUGAUCACUGUUACAUCGUCAGAGAUGACGAAAGGUCCUUUUUGGAUGCAGAGAGUGUCUGCAACAUUCUUGGUGGGAAUCUGGCCUCAAUCACCAGUGUGGUGAAAAAUUCCGUCGUUCAAGACCUGGUCAAUGAGGCGGGUGUAGAUGAAGCCUGGAUUGGACUCAGUGAUCACAUUGAGACGGGAAUCUUUCUUUGGACUGAUGGCAAACCCUUCGGAUUUAGUGACUUUCCAACAAUACUUCCUACGGAUGGAUGUGUGGUUAUUGAUUCUGACGCCACCACCGAAUCAUGGGAAGGUGAGGACUGUACUUACCCAUUUCCAUACGUUUGCAUCAGAGAGGCGUGCUGUGACUACACUUUCUAAUCAAACCAUAUCAUCUUAUCUUCUAUAACAAUGUCUUUCACUCAUCACAGCGAGUGUACUCACAAGAUAUAAUACUUUGUGUUUCUGGGUUGACUAUCAAAUAUGUUUUUUCUCCUACGCUGUUCAGUUGUUGAAUGUUAGUGCAACACAUUUGAAACUGAAACACCAUCUUUCUACUAAAUAAAGGAAGCUGUCUGCAUGUAAA